UAAAUAUAUAUAAUACUCUCUUCCAACCAUUUAAGAAACCUUCUUACUUUAAUUUAUAAACUAUAGUUGUAUUAAUAACAUUUUGCAGCUAUAGAACUAGCUAGUUGCUCUCCUCAGUAUUUCUGAAUUAUUAUCUGAUCAAUUUUGUCUAGCUAGCUAUACAGUUUAUAUAUAUCAAAUACCGGCCAUGGCAGAUCAUCAGAGAAUCCACCCAGCACGAGAUGUAGAAGCACCGGCAACAGCAGAGGUUCCUUUGGUACCACGAGGAGUCACAAAGUCCGACAACGGUGACCCGGUUGCACAGCCAUAUGCUGCUCCAUUCCGCCGAACCAUUCCAGUGAUACACUCCAAGCCACCAAAGAAGCGAAGAAGCUGCCUAUGCAGAUUCCUUUGCUCGAUAGUCCUCCUCAUCACUUUUCUAAUAAUAGCCGUCGCCAUAGCCGGAGGAGUCAUGUACCUGGUGUUCCGACCGAAGCUGCCCAAGUACACGGUGGACAAGCUUCAGAUAACGCAGUUCAACAUGAGCAACGACCAGAGCCUUUCGGCGACUUUCGACGUGACAAUCACGGCCACAAAUCCCAACAAGAAGAUCGGGAUUUACUACGAGAGCGGGAGUAGGAUUAGCGUGUGGUACGUGGCGACGAAGCUUUCGGAGGGAGCGCUGCCUAAGUUCUACCAAGGGCAUCGCAACACGACGCAGCUGGUGGUGCCACUGUCAGGGCAGACGCAGAACGCCGCAGGGCUUUUGGGUGCGUUGCAGCAGCAGCAGCAGCAGAUUGGGUAUAUUCCCAUCGUUCUUAGGGUAAGGCAGCCGGUGAGAGUGAAGCUGGGGAAACUCAAGCUUUUCAAGGUCAAGUUCUUGGUGAGGUGUAAACUCAAUGUCGAUAGUCUCUCGGCUAACAAUGACAUUAGAAUUCGUAAUAGUAGCUGUAAGUUCAGGUUCAGGUUAUAGAUUAUAUGCUCUCUCUCUCUCUCUCUCUCUCUCUCUCUCUAUUCUAUCUAUACACCCUUAUUCGCUUCCCUUAUACGCACAUGAUCUAGGGAGUUUUCCAUUUUUCCAUUUUUCUCUUUUCGUGUAUUUUUUUUUACACUGAUAUAAUCAUAUAUAUAUAUAUAUAGCCUAUACAUAUACAUUUAUUUUUUUAUUUCUCUGUACUUGGAUUGGAUUAUUGUUUAUUGCGCAGUUUGCACUUAAUAUAUCUUAUAUUGAUUUA
Molecule: messenger RNA, 1214 nt
Organism: Humulus lupulus (European hop)
Lineage: Eukaryota; Viridiplantae; Streptophyta; Magnoliopsida; Rosales; Cannabaceae
Product: NDR1/HIN1-like protein 6
Exons: 1
Coding region: 188-952 (254 amino acids)
Cellular component (GO): plasma membrane
Source: RefSeq, a predicted model, not a curated record